CCCACGAUUCCUUGCUUGAUCUCUGCCCCGGAAGAAGUAGAGGGGACUCCUUAGGUGCUUGAGGGUGAACAGUUCUUGUUGGCCAAUAUGCUGUGCGGUGCUCGGCAGCAACUGCGGCAGCGGCUCCUACCCUUCCUCUUAGGAAGCAAGGGCUACCCGCCAGGGCGAAGCGGGACUCUGGGCAGCCAAAAUCCCGUUGUGCCUAUGGCCGUUUGUGCCUACGGUGCCACCGCGGGGCCAAUCGGGGUCGGGGGCUGGUACGAAACGCUAGCCUCAUCAGCCCCUGCCCACUGGGCGGAGGCAGUGCUAAUGGGAGCGCAGAACGCCACCGGGCUGCCGUGGUGGGCCAGCAUUGUCGUCACCACCGCAGCCUUGAGGAGCGCAGUCACGCUGCCGCUGGCCGCCUACCAGCACUACAUCCUCGCUAAGGUGGAAAAUUUGCAGCCAGAAAUAAAAAUAAUUGCCAAGAAUCUUAAUUAUGACAUUGCACUUCGAGCAAAAAACUUGGGAUGGUCAAAAAGAGUAACUAGGCUUACUUACCUGAACAGCAUGAGGAAGAUUGUUUCAGAACUGUAUAUUCGGGAUAAUUGUCAUCCAUUCAAAGCCACUCUGCUAGUAUGGAUUCAGAUACCAAUGUGGAUCUUUAUGUCUGUUGCUCUACGAAACUUCAGUCUAGGGAUAACAGAUUCAGAAGGAGACUUUUCUAUUAAGGAACAGUUUUCAACAGGUGGAGUCCUGUGGUUUCCUGAUCUCACUGUGCUUGACUCCACAUGGAUUCUUCCAGUCUCACUUGGAAUUCUCAAUUUGUUAAUAGUAGAGAUUUUUGCAUUACAAAAACUUAAAAUGUCCCGCUUUCAGAAGUAUAUCACACAUUUUACUCGUGGAAUAUCUGUGUUGAUGAUUCCCAUUGCUGCAACAGUACCCUCAUCAAUUGCUCUGUAUUGGUUCUGCUCCAGCUUCUUAGGCCUCUCGCAGAACCUGCUGCUGCGUUCCCCAGGAUUUCGCCAGCUCUGCCGCAUACCACAGACAAGAUCACAGUCAGACACUCCUUAUAAGGACCUCUUUGCUGCCUUUUGUGCCAGAUUCUUUUUAAGAAAAUGAUCUCUUCCCUAGGAAAAAAUCUGACUGUCCCAUCACUGAAAAAUAGAAGAUUAAGAUCUUGAUAAUAGUUCUUUUUGUGAUAUACAGUGCAGUUAGCUGGGCUUUAAAAUGCUGUUGUAAUAUAUGACACUUGUAUUUUAGACAAGUGAAGAGUGGGCAGAUUAAGAUUUGGUGAUUGGAUCAUGGAAACAUAAUUUGUUUUAUAUUUGAAGGAUGAGUGGGUGGAAUUGGCUAAGUUGUCAGAAAACAAUUAAAACCCUGAAUUACAAAAGGGAAGUAUCAAUAAAUCCCACAAAUCUGAAGCAGUAAUGACUUCUAUAAAGAAAAAGUUUCUGUUGACAUAUUAACUGGUAAUAAUUGCAGAGAGACCAACUGCAUGCUAUUUGAAUGAGAUAGUUAUGAAAAUUAUAAGAAAACUAACCUGGAAUGGAAUCAUGACUCAAAUCUUCACUGAAAUGAAUCAGUUGGUGUUUUCUUCUUCAUGCUUCAGUGAAACUGGAUGUCUCCAUUAAAAUGCCAAGGAGGGGAGUAAAUUCUACUGGAAGUUCUCUGCCUUUGAGGAAAGGUUGAAUAACUUAGGUUUUUUCAAGAAGAGGAAAGAACAGAGAAAAUGUUAGCCAUCAAGAGAAUGAGAGAAUUAUCCUCUAGUUCAGAUCAUUUUAUUAAUGAGCAAGUAUGUCCAAUUGGUUAUUAGACUACUCAGGGUUUAGAAUUGGGGUUAAAUUAGAGUACUUGAGUAUAGUGGUAUUAGACUCAAAUAGGCAUUCCUGAGAGCUGUACAUUGACUUUUAAAAAACCACAAAUUUAUACAUUGCAUUUUAUUAACAUUUCUCAGUUAUAUUUUAACUUGGUUUAACAGAAGCUUUACAUCUCUUUCCUAAUGAGUUCUAAGUAAGUUAGAGGUAUAGGGGCGGAGAAACCUAGGAUGCUAAAAUUUGCCCCAAAAGAAAUUAUUAGAUCUAAAUUAACUUGACAUGGUGAGAGAUCAGAUUUUUUUGUCAUUGUCUGUAUUAAUCUUCCUGUUUCCAAUGCAGUCGUUUCCUAAUUUCUUCAUAUCACUUUUCAUUAUCUUUCCAACACACCAUCUGUUAUUACUCCCAUUUAAAAAUAUGUCCCUCCAUUUCCUAUCACAUGAACACAUUAUCCAACACUCCAAGGUCUUCCAUGUCGAGAGCCACAGACAGUGGGGGAACUCUGGGUGAGGUAUGAGACAAUGUCUGGUUCAGCUCUCAUCUCCCCUUGUAUGUCUCACUCUUUCUGAAAAGUUGGGGAGGGGGGAUGACAACUUGUGUUCUACUUCAAAUAGAGAUACGGUAAAAGAGACAUUCAUAUUAAUAGCAGGGGGCUUAUAGUUAGCCUAUGCUCAGUGUGCUAUAGUGGUAUAAUUGUACUAAUGUAUUUAGGGACUGAGAGAACUUGAAAUAAAUGGACUCCAUGUUUGACCAUC
This is a messenger RNA of Sarcophilus harrisii (Tasmanian devil), 2548 nucleotides long. Its product is annotated as cytochrome c oxidase assembly protein COX18, mitochondrial. Lineage: Eukaryota; Metazoa; Chordata; Mammalia; Dasyuromorphia; Dasyuridae. Gene Ontology annotation, molecular function: membrane insertase activity. The coding region runs from base 88 to 1101 and encodes 337 amino acids. The record is from RefSeq and is a predicted model, not a curated record. The transcript has 6 exons. Gene Ontology annotation, cellular component: mitochondrial inner membrane. Gene Ontology annotation, biological process: mitochondrial respiratory chain complex IV assembly; protein insertion into mitochondrial inner membrane from matrix.